AUGGCGCCCGCGAGUCCUCGACCGCGCGGUCCCGAUCACUCGUUGAUCCCGUGCGACGGCCCGCUCGGCUUCGACCCCGACGACCUCACCGAUCGCUCGCAAUGGCGAUUAGUCGGCGACGGUUCCUUCGGGAAGGUUUUUCGCGGUGAAUUGCUCGGCGAACCGGUGGCGAUUAAAGUCACGACGAACGCGCGACCGGACCGUGUGAGCGGGUUAAAGCGAGAUCUGUGGUAUCUGACGACGUUCGCGCAUCCAAACGUGACGCGCGUGUACGGGGCGUUCAUCGAGCGCGGGGAUUGUCACAUGGUCAUGGAGUUUGUUCCGCACUCGUUGAGGAGCAAGCGGGUGGUCAACGAGACGAACAGGGUGAAGGUUUUGGCGGACGUCGCGAGGGCGUUGACGCGGGUGCACGCGGCGGGACACGUACAUAGGGAUGUCAAGGCGAGGAACGUGUUGAUAUCGGAGGAUUAUCAGACGGCGAAACUCACGGAUUUUGGUCUCGCGCGUAUCGUACCGGGUGUGGCGACGUCGAGUCGCGAAGACGUUAAUCCCAGACUGACGCCGAAGAUUGGGCCGCCGAAGUACCGCGCGCCAGAGGUAGAAAACGGACAGCCGUACGACACUUCGAGCGAUAUGUACGGCUACGGUGUGAUGUGUUAUCAGCUCAUUGAACAGAUGCGCCGACGCACGCGCAAGGCAAACGCUGGGGAGGUUGAGUUUAUUCGAGAACUAGGUCGAUUAGCGACGCAGAAGGAUCCAACCAAGCGGCCGACGGCGCAUCAGUGUCUCACGAUGUGCAUGAGCUGGUUGCGAGGCGGCGCCAACGUCAUAACCCCUGAUAUCUACCCGGGGCGCAACACGUUGAGAGACAAGUAUUGGGUGCACACACCCAUGGAUGGUGGGACUUGGAAACACGACUCUGAGCCCGCGAACGCGGCGAACGAUACCGAGUCGGAGGACGAAGAACCGCUGUCGCCUCACUCGAACUCACACGGUUUCGAGGACGCGCGCGGGACGUUUCACAACGGCUCACAGGACGCUCAGCGAGGGACGAAGCGCGACGAACGAGAGGGAAGCGAUACCCCCGUGAGCGCACCCCCGAUGAACGCGGCGAAGCGGGUGAACUCGACUUCGACCGACCUAUACGUGCGCGGUGAGCUCGCGGCGGUUCGUCUGAACGGUAGCGCCGCCGCCGGCAUCGGCGCCUAA
This is a messenger RNA of Ostreococcus tauri, 1209 nucleotides long. RefSeq names its product Serine/threonine-/ dual specificity protein kinase, catalytic domain. Gene Ontology annotation, molecular function: protein kinase activity; ATP binding. The transcript has 2 exons. The coding region runs from base 1 to 1209 and encodes 402 amino acids. The record is from RefSeq and is a predicted model, not a curated record. Gene Ontology annotation, biological process: protein phosphorylation. NCBI's taxonomy places the organism in Eukaryota, Viridiplantae, Chlorophyta, Mamiellophyceae, Mamiellales, Bathycoccaceae.